Ictalurus furcatus (blue catfish) is the source of this 1991-nucleotide messenger RNA. RefSeq names its product fatty acid-binding protein, liver-like. The coding region runs from base 1062 to 1490 and encodes 142 amino acids. Lineage: Eukaryota; Metazoa; Chordata; Actinopteri; Siluriformes; Ictaluridae. Gene Ontology annotation, cellular component: nucleus; cytosol. The record is from RefSeq and is a predicted model, not a curated record. Gene Ontology annotation, biological process: fatty acid transport. Gene Ontology annotation, molecular function: fatty acid binding. The transcript has 3 exons.
GGUCGAGUGUGUGUUGAGGAGGACGUGUGGGUGUUGAGGAGGACAUGUGUGUGUUGAGGAGGACGUGUGGGUGUUGAGGAGGACGUGUGUGUGUUGAGGAGGACGUGUGGGUGUUGAGGAGGACGAGUGUGUGUUGAGAAGGUCGAGUGUAUGUUGAGGAGGACGUGUGUGUGUUGAGAAGGUCGAGCGUAUGUUGAGGAGGACGUGUGUGUGUUGAGAAGGUCGAGCGUAUGUUGAGGAGGACGUGUGUGUGUUGAGAAGUUCGAGCGUAUGUUGAGGAGGACUUGUGUGUGUUGAGAAGGUCGAGCGUAUGUUGAGGAGGACGUGUGUGUGUUGAGAAGGUCGAGUGUAUGUUGAGGAGGACGUGUGUGUGUUGAGAAGGUCGAGUGUAUGUUGAGGAGGACGUGUGUGUGUUGAGAAGGUCGAGCGUAUGUUGAGGAGGACGUGUGUGUGUGUUGAGAAGUUCGAGCGUAUGUUGAGGAGGACGUGUGUGUGUUGAGAAGGUCGAGCGUAUGUUGAGGAGGACGUGUGUGUGUGUUGAGAAGUUCGAGCGUAUGUUGAGGAGGACGUGUGUGUGUUGAGAAGGUCGAGUGUAUGUUGAGGAGGACGUGUGUGUGUUGAGAAGGUCGAGCGUAUGUUGAGGAGGACGUGUGUGUGUGUUGAGAAGUUCGAGCGUAUGUUGAGGAGGACGUGUGUGUGUUGAGAAGGUCGAGCGUGUGUUGAGGAGGACGUAUGUGUGUGUUGAGAAGGUCGAGUGUAUGUUGAGGAGGACGUGUGUGUGUUGAGAAGGUCGAGCAUAUGUUGAGGAGGACGUGUGUGUGUUGAGAAGGUCGAGCGUAUGUUGAGGAGGACGUGUGUGUGUUGAGAAGGUCGAGUGUGUGUUGAGGAGGACGUAUGUGUGUGUUGAGAAGGUCGAGCAUAUGUUGAGGAGGACGUGUGUGUGUUGAGAAGGUCGAGCGUGUGUUGAGGAGGACGUGUGUGUGUUGAGAAGGUCGAGUGUGUGUUGAGGAGGACGUGUGUGUGUUGAGAAGGUCGAGUGUGUGUUGAGGUUCUCUCUUGUCAUGGCUGUGGAUUUUAGCGGAUCGUGGCAGAUGUACGAGCAGGGAGACCCCGAGGAGUUCCUCAAAGCUGUGUCCAUACCACACCUAAUGGCAAAGAUGAUGAGGGAAAUUAAGCCCUUAAUUAUUAUAAAACAAACUGGUGAGGACUUUGUGAUCUCGGUUAAAACUCCACUGCGCACAAACACCAACUCGUUCACCAUCGGCAAGGAGAGCGAAUUCACCACCAUGGACGGAGUGAAGACCUGGGCUACAGCACAAAUGGUUGAAGGGAAAAUUAUCAUAGAUACAGAGAAAGUCACACACAUGCGUGAGCUCCAGGGAGAGGAAAUGGUUGAGGUUUGUUCUCCUUCAUCAUUCAUUAGUAUUAUUGUAACGUCAACAUCACUACCCAAGAUUACUGAGAUUAAUAAUUCCAGUGCAGAAGAAUAAAACCUUUAUGCAGAGUCGAGUUUUUACCCAAUAAACCUGCCAGAUGAGGCAGAUGUGGUAAAUGAUUGACAGCUGUGAAGGUGUUUUGAACUCUCUGAUAUUAGAUGAGCUCCCCCGCCUCACCCUUCCCUAUGUGUCUGUAUUAUACUGUAAAACCAUGUGGAUAGACAGUUUCUACCUUCUUCAGAUCAUUCCUGAAAGGAGUCUACUGAAAAUAUACUGCAUUCUAAUGUUUAUUAUAGCACGGAGUAUCUGAGUCCAUAUUGAGGUGGUAACAAGGUGACAAUGAGGUUAGGGUGAGAAUUAUUAUAGAAUUAAUAUAGAAUUAACAAGGUUAGGGUUAAUUAUCGCUAAACUAAGUUGUGUGCAGAGCUGAACAAGACGGAGAUGAUUAUACGUGCAUUUAUCUCCUCCUGUCUUGACUAUUGUAAUUCUUUUCAGUUGUCUUAACAAUACAUCACUGAACAACUUUCAUGUGGUCCAAAAUGCUGCUGCUAAGCU